This is a messenger RNA of Penicillium pulvis, 1332 nucleotides long. RefSeq names its product NADH:flavin oxidoreductase/NADH oxidase. The record is from RefSeq and is a predicted model, not a curated record. Lineage: Eukaryota; Fungi; Ascomycota; Eurotiomycetes; Eurotiales; Aspergillaceae. The transcript has a single exon. The coding region runs from base 1 to 1332 and encodes 443 amino acids. Gene Ontology annotation, molecular function: FMN binding; NADP binding; NADPH dehydrogenase activity. Gene Ontology annotation, cellular component: intracellular anatomical structure.
AUGGGAUCUAUCGCGUUCAAAUCGCCUCGGGUACUGCAGGCCCCGGGUCUUCCUUAUUUCACUCCAGCCAACAAUGGCGGCGCCGCUUUGAACCCUCAUGACCCCAGCACCCCAACUUUGUUCCGGCCGCUGCGGAUUCGGGAUGUCACUUUCAAGAACAGAGUGAUGGUCGCACCUAUGUGCAUGUACUCGGCCAACCCAAACCCUUCUUCCCCGGCAGUUGGAGCCCCUACUGAUUAUCACAUCGCACAUCUCGGUCAUCUAGCCACUAAAGGAGCCGGCCUUGUGAUCAUCGAAGCAACUGCUGUUCAGCCGAAUGGCAGAAUUUCUCCCAAUGAUCUCGGUCUCUGGCAAGAAGGAACAGAGUCCGAGCAAUUCAAAGGAUUGCAACGCGUUGUGAAUUUUGCUCAUAGUCAAGGAGCCAAGAUUGGAAUUCAGUUGGCUCAUGCCGGUCGAAAGGCAAGCACUGUCGCACCCUGGUUGUCAUCCGAGGGCAAGAGAAGCAGCAUCAAAGCUGAUGAAUCCGUCGGAGGCUGGCCGACGAAUGUAGUCGGCCCCUCUGGAGGUGAUGAGCACAUUUGGGCCCCAGGAGAUGUCAAGUAUUGGGCUCCCCGAGAACUUAGCACAACUGAGGUUGAAGAGGUUGUGCAGGCCUUCGUUCGCAGUGCCAAACUGGCCAUUGAAGCCGGUGUAGAUAUGAUUGAGAUCCACGGUGCUCAUGGAUACCUACUGAACCAAUUUAUGAGUCCGGUCACGAACCGUCGCACUGAUAAGUACGGCGGAAGCUUUGAGAACCGCAUCCGAAUUGUACGGGAGGUCUGCACUGCAGUCCGUGCUGCCAUCCCUGCUGGAACUCCCCUCUUCCUUCGCAUCAGUGCUACCGAAUGGUUGGAAGAGCAACCGGUCGCAGCAGAGACCGGCAGCUGGGACAUGUCUGCAUCCAGCCAAUUGGUGACACUGUUGCCGGAAUUCGGCGUUGACCUUUUGGAUGUCAGUUCGGGUGGUAACCACAUGGAUCAAAAGCUCCAGCCCCACACCAACUAUCAGAUUGAUCUUGCGGGUCAGUUACGCAAAGUGAUCCACAAGGCGGGCCAAAAGACCCUGGUCGGUGCAGUCGGUCUUAUCACGGAGGCCGAGGCAGCUCGUCAGAUCGUGCAAGGCGCGGACGAAGCGGUGGCUACUGAGGAAAUGCUGUCUGGCCCAGAGCCUAAGGCUGAUGCAGUUCUCAUGGCUCGCCAGUUCCUUCGGGAGCCCGAAUGGGUGUUGACGGCAGCAAAGAAAUUGGGUGUUCCGGUCUCGGUCCCACUCCAAUUCGCCCGGGGACUGCUGUAA